ACAGAAAUUUUAAAAAUUAGUUGGAAAAAAUUAAAAGAAAUUAAUGGGCUGUCACACCACGUAAAAAGGACUUGCACUUACAUGUUCCCAACGUGAGGGAGGGAGGGAAUGAGAACAAAGCAUCGAUAAACCGAGUGAGACAAGAAGUUCUCCACCACAAGUUCUCUUUGGUGACCACCAAUUUCUCAUCAUCAUCAUCAUCAUCAUCAUCUUCUUCUUCUUCUUCUUCUUCUUCUUCUUCUUUUUCUUUAGCAUCGAUCAUUAUCUUGCAAAGCAAUGUUUUUCUGUAAUAUUUGGCUGGAAUUGGCCUGAAUUAUUGUUUAAUUACAGCAACUUGUUUAAUUUAUAUUAUUGUGAUGGGAAGUUGGGUGAGAACAAGAUCAAGUGCGAUUGUUCAUCAUAUCAGGGCAUUUUCAAUGAUGGAUUUCAGGGGUUCUUCAUGGAGCUAUCCUAAUUUCCAAUCUGAUUCUUCUUCAACUUUACUCCUAUGUUCGUUUCCAUACAAUAUAGCUUCCCUUUUCUCGGUUAAGCGUUUCAAAUCCACGGUAGCUGGUAAACAACUGGAUCCUCAACAUGCUACUGAUAGCCAUAAUCAGGCAUUGGAUUUUCCAGGAGGAAAAGUUACAUAUACUUCUGGAAUUAAAUUCAUUCUAGGGUUUUCGGAGAAAAGAAUACCUUGCUAUCGAGUUCUUGAUGAUGAUGGAGAGUUAAUCAGAGAGUGUGAUUUUGAACAGGUCAACAAAGAAUUGGCAGUAAAAAUGUACAGUGACAUGGUUACUCUGCAAAUGAUGGAUACUUUAUUCUAUGAAGCACAAAGGCAAGGGAGAAUAUCCUUCUAUUUAACAUCAUUCGGCGAAGAAGCCAUUAACAUAGCAUCUGCUGCUGCACUCAGCAAACAUGAUAUUGUUUUGCCUCAGUACCGGGAACCUGGAGUUCUAUUGUGGCGUGGUUUCACACUGCAAGAAUUUGCGAACCAAUGCUUUGGAAACAAGGCUGAUGGUGGGAAAGGCAGGCAGAUGCCAAUUCAUUACGGGUCAAGCAAGCACAACUAUGUCACUGUUUCAUCCCCUAUUGCAACUCAGCUUCCUCAAGCUGCAGGCAUGGCUUAUUCUCUUAAGAUGGAUAAGAAGGAUGCGUGUGCUGUUGUGUUUAUUGGCGAUGGUGGUACCAGUGAGGGUGAUUUUCAUGCUGGUUUGAACUUUGCAGCAGUUAUGGAAGCUCCAGUCAUUUUUGUUUGUCGCAACAAUGGCUGGGCCAUAAGUACACCUAUAUCAGAACAAUUUCGAAGUGAUGGUAUUGUUGUUAAGGGCCAAGCCUAUGGAAUCCCAAGCAUCCGGGUGGAUGGAACUGAUGCACUUGCUGUUUAUAGUGCAAUUCAUGCUGCUCGCAAUAUGGCAAUAAGUGAGCAAGGACCUGUCUUAGUUGAGACUCUUGCAUAUAGAGUAGGGCACCAUUCCACAUCAGAUGAUUCGACCAAGUAUCGUCCACUUGAUGAAAUAGAAUACUGGAAAAUGGAUCGAAACCCUGUAAAUAAAUUUAGAAAAUGGGUUGAAAGUAACAGCUGGUGGAGUGAAAGAGAAGAAGCUGAACACCGAAGUAGCAUAAAGAAGCAGCUAUUGCAAGCUAUUCAAGUGGCAGAGAGAACAGAGAAACCUCCACUUACAGAGUUGUUCUCGGAUGUCUACGAUCUUCCGCCAUCUAACCUUCUUGAGCAAGAGAAACAACUCAGACAAACUAUCAAUAAACAUGCACAAGAUUUCCCUUCUGAUGUUUCUCUGAAUUAAGUAGCUUAUGCAGAGAGAGAGUUUCAAAUUUACAGUCAACCACCAUCUGUUGUCUUCAACUGUAUGAUUACCAAGAAUUUCCUCAACUUCAUUAGUAGUUAAAAUUCUCCAACAGUUUGAUUUUAUGUAUUUGAUUUCAAACCUCUAAAUCUGGGUAAAUACCUGAUUUUUGUUAUUCGUUACACCAAAGGAGAGGCUAUUGACAGAAUUG
Messenger RNA from Durio zibethinus, 1995 nucleotides. Its product is annotated as 2-oxoisovalerate dehydrogenase subunit alpha 1, mitochondrial-like. The record is from RefSeq and is a predicted model, not a curated record. Gene Ontology annotation, molecular function: oxidoreductase activity, acting on the aldehyde or oxo group of donors, disulfide as acceptor. NCBI's taxonomy places the organism in Eukaryota, Viridiplantae, Streptophyta, Magnoliopsida, Malvales, Malvaceae. Gene Ontology annotation, biological process: branched-chain amino acid catabolic process. Gene Ontology annotation, cellular component: oxoglutarate dehydrogenase complex.